UUACAGCUGCUGUAUGAAGUAUGAAGAAAAUGCGAAUCAAGCUAACCAGGACAGUACAGCUUUUAAAACAGAUCUCCUCACAGGGUGUUAGCAGUGGUAGGAUAUGUUGUCACGUAUCUGGGGGUAGCCAUGUGUUGCAUUCAAACUCGUGUUCAACUUUAGCCAGUGCGCAUUCCAUGCCAGCAUUGCAAGAGGAAGCGACUCUCAAAUUAAAGAAAUCUGUAAAAGACAGGGUUGCAAACAUUGACCGUCCAUUUCAUGAUUUUCUCACUGAUACCUUUGGAAGACAACACACAUAUUUGAGGAUUUCUCUCACUGAGCGCUGUAACCUUAGGUGUCAGUACUGUAUGCCUGCGGAGGGCGUGACCCUGUCACCAAAAGACAACAUCCUCAGGACGGAUGAGAUUCUCCAGCUGUCGCGGCUGUUUGUCUCUCAGGGUAUCACCAAGAUCAGACUCACAGGUGGUGAGCCUUUGGUGAGACCAGACCUGCAGCAAAUCAUUGAGGGGUUAAAUGAACUCAGAAGCAUUGGCCUUAAGAACAUUGGCAUCACCACCAACGCUGUGACGCUAGCCAGGAAACUGCCAGAUCUGAAGGCGGCCGGACUUGACCAGAUCAACCUGAGCCUGGACACGCUGGUGCCAGCCAAGUUUGAGUUCAUCACCAGAAGGCGAGGCUUUGAGAAGGUCAUCAAGAGCAUUGAGAAGGCUUUGGAGCUGGGUUAUAACCCUUUGAAGAUCAACUGUGUUGUCAUGAGGGGCAUGAAUGAAGAUGAGAUUUGUGAUUUUGUUGCCUUCACAGAAAACAAAGCAGUGGAUGUCAGGUUCAUUGAGUACAUGCCCUUUGGUGGCAACAAGUGGAACACACAAAAAUUCAUGUCCUACCAAGAAAUGCUGGACAAAAUCUACACAAAAUGGCCGACAUUUGCCAAGCUGUCUGAUAAACCCAAUGACACAUCCAAAGCGUAUAAAGUCCCAGGGUUUGCUGGGCAGGUCGGGUUUAUCACAUCCAUGAGUGAGCACUUCUGUGGGUCUUGUAACAGGCUUCGUAUCACAGCUGACGGAAACUUAAAGGUGUGUUUACAUGGAAACUCUGAGGUUUCACUGCGGGACUGUCUGAGACAGAACUUACCUGAGCCUGAGUUGUUGGAGGUGAUUGGCGCUGCUGUUAAGAGAAAGAAGCGACAGCAUGCAGGUAUGACCAACCUUUCAAAAAUGGAGAACAGGCCUAUGAUACUAAUUGGUAAAGAUGUAAUCAAAACAAAUGUGAUACAGAGAAAACAUGCCGCAAGUUAUUUAUUUACACUCAGAAACAGUCUAUCAUUUCCUUUAUUGUUUCACCAGUCCAUACCUACUUUUGUCCAUCAUUUUUCUACUUUCGCUGGUGGAAGCUCAAUUUUCUCAAUCAUAUGUUGUACAAAAACAUCGUUAUUUUACAAUUGUUAUUCAGAUUUUCAGAAUUCCAAAACUGUAUGUUUGUAUAGACAUUUCUGUACUGUAAAAACUAUUUCUGAUGUACAUAAGAACUUAGAAGAGUCCUGUUUAAAAAAUCAGGACACUGGUUCACCUUUAAGUAAGUUGUCCCCCUGUAAGCCUGGCUCUAAUAAUAAACACAAUACAAUUACUUCCCCUGAAACCCAGGAAAUGCCAGACCAUGCAGAGUUUGAGGCUUAUGCUAGACAGUAUCAUGAUCUCAUGAAUAGAGAAGCAAGUGCAGGAAGCCAUAAUGGGGUUGAGAAAUCUGCAGUUGAUAAGAGUUACCCACAAAUGUACCACGAACUGAUGAAUAGCUCAUCGCAUAAAAUAGUUGAAGGCACUGGCACAGCCCAACAGUUAAGCCACACUGACUCCAGUGGGAGGGCUGUUAUGGUAGAUGUGGGUGGUAAGGGAACAUCCUUACGUGAAGCCAGAGCCCAGGGUGUUGUUUUACUGGGACCUGAGGCAGCGCGGCUCGUGGCCGAGAAUAAGAUGAAAAAAGGGGACGUGCUGACUGUGGCCCAGUUGGCCGGGAUCAUGGCGGCCAAGCAGACGGCUCAACUGAUUCCGUUGUGUCAUAACAUAAACCUGACCAAGGUCGACGUGACCUGUGAACUGGAUGUUGAACGCCAUGCCGUUGUGGUCAAGUCUCUGGUCAGGACGGUUGGGCAGACUGGGGUGGAGAUGGAAGCGCUGACGGCGGUCAGCGUGGCGGCCUUGACCGUGUAUGACAUGUGUAAGGCUGUCACACAUGACAUGGUCAUCUCGGAUGUCAAGCUUAUAUGCAAGGCAGGGGGGAAAAGAGAUUUUCAGAGGUAACUUCAAGGGUAAUUUAUGGGGGGGAGGGGGUGGGAAGUGGCAGGGGUUCUAAGAUUCUCAGGGUUCAGCUCUGUAGUAACUAAGGCAAUCAUUUUUUUUGAGACAUUAAUAUUAAUUGUUAAAAACAUUUAUAUAACGAUGCAUAAUCUCUUAAUAAUUAUACGAUGCAUAAUUGUUUAUAUCGGUAAGCCUUAUUAUUAAAAUGUGAUGAGACUGCUUGUUAUUCUCACUUAGAAAUGAUUGGCUGGAAUUGUGUGUAAUUUUUCCUUAAGUGUUGUGGGUGAUUGUCCUAACAUACGGUGACUCUACAAUUAUUGGGCAUUCAACCUGUUUACAUUUUGUCAAAUACAUGAAUCGGUAUUUAAACCAUGUCAUUAAUAAUUAAUUUCAUGUUAACAUUUUUUAAUGCAAGCGAAAAUUUCAGGGAAUAUCAUUCAAGGGGUAUUUCUGUAAUAAUUAGCAAUAUUAAUAAUGUGAAUAACAUCUGUUAAAUGUCUGAAUUAUUUAAAAUGUGAAAAUAAUGCUGUUUAUGAUAGAGUGAUCUCCCAUGCAACUUUGUUGCCUUAUACUAGUUAUCCAGAAGAUGAUCCGGUGAAUCGCUCAUUUUUUGUUUUUGUAUUUUAUCCACUUCUAUAUUCAUUUGUUUAUAUUUAAUUAAACAGAAUGUCUACUGUCUUUAAACUAUACUUGAUGUUCCUGUAAAAGAUACAUGAUUUUUUUUUCUCCAGUAUUAUACUUUGCUUUAUUUUAUCUAAACUUUCCUGUUGAAGAGUUUCAUCAUGUGGUCACAGUGUCUUGGGUAAUGGAAGCGCUCAUAGGAGGUGGUUAGAAGUCUGCACAAAUAUUAUUAAUUGUUUUUUUUAUAAGAUAAACAGAUGGUUGUGUGAAAAUGGUGUAGUUGUUUGUGAUAAAUAAACUGAAUUUUAUUUAAA
Molecule: messenger RNA, 3226 nt
Organism: Physella acuta
Lineage: Eukaryota; Metazoa; Mollusca; Gastropoda; Physidae
Product: molybdenum cofactor biosynthesis protein 1
Biological process (GO): Mo-molybdopterin cofactor biosynthetic process
Molecular function (GO): metal ion binding; catalytic activity; 4 iron, 4 sulfur cluster binding
Source: RefSeq, a predicted model, not a curated record